UGAGCAAAUCGUCAGGUUGAUUCUUCCAAUUUAUCCAACAUUUUUACUCGGAUCUUGAAAUUCAGUGUUCACAGUCACCAAGGCGAAAAACUUGAACCAAGGACCAGCAUGAAAUGCUUUUCUAUCUCUAAACUCACCACCAAAUCUUUGUCUUUGAAGUUUCCGCUAUCCUUAUUCCCCAACUACCCCGCAUCAUCGGCGGUUGCCGCUGCUGCCCGAUUUCCAAGCCUUUCUCCUCGUUCAAUCCGGUUCUCUAUUUGCAGUGACGCCUCGAGGUCGUCGAGGGGAGGUGUUUCUUUAUCUAGUCGUGAUCGGAACUUGUUCACCAUGGCUGGUGCUGAUGAGUUUGUCAAAGGAAAUGUUCACCCGAACGGCGUUGCUGUCAUCACUCUAGAUCGUCCCAAAGCUCUCAAUGCCAUGAAUUUAGAUAUGGAUAUCAAGUACAAGCAAAUUCUUGAUGAAUGGGAAUCGGAUCCAAAGGUCAAAUGUGUUUUGAUCGAAGGCAGCUCACCACGUGCCUUUUGUGCAGGAAUGGAUAUUAAAGGUGUCGUUGCUGAAAUCCAAAAGGAUAGAAACACACCUCUUGUGCCAAAGGUUUUUACUGCAGAGUACUCUCUAAUAUGCAAAAUUUCCGAGUACAAGAAGCCCUAUAUAUCGCUUAUGGAUGGCGUAACAAUGGGCUUUGGCAUUGGCCUAUCCAGUCAUGGUCGUUACAGCGUGGUAACUGAGAGGACUGUUCUUGCUAUGCCGGAAAAUGGAAUCGGUUUAUUUCCCGAUGUUGGGUUUUCAUAUAUAGCCGCACAAGGUCCUGGAGGGGGUUCUGUUGGUGCUUAUCUUGGAAUGACCGGGAAAAGGAUAUCAACACCUUCAGAUGCACUAUAUGUAGGGCUUGGAACACACUACGUGCCAUCUGGGAAUCUAGGUUCACUGAAGGAAGCCCUUCUGUCAAGUACCUUUUCUGAGGAUCCAGACAAGGAUCUUACAACAUUGUUGGCAAAGUACUGCAGUAACCCCGAGUCUGAAGCUCACUUGAAGAUGCUUUUGCCUCAGAUAAGUUCAUGCUUCAGUGCAGAUAAGUCAGUUAAUGAGACAAUCGAAGAGCUUAAAAAACAUCUGCAAAGCACAGAAGCUUCUGUGGCAGAGUGGGCAAAUGAUGCUCUGCAGGGGCUGGGAAAGGGCGCUCCUUUUUCUCUUCGCUUAACAAAAAAUUAUUUCUCUCGAGUUGCAUCCGGAUAUGGUAAAAGUGGCAAUGAAUUUACAACGCUAAAAGGUGUUAUGAAAACCGAAUAUCGCAUUGCCUUACGGUCUUCUUUGCGAAAUGAUUUUGCUGAAGGUGUCCGUGCAGUCUUGGUUGACAAAGAUCAGAAUCCAAAGUGGAAUCCUCCAAGCUUGAACGAAGUUAACCUGAAGGAUGUGGAGGCAAUUUUCGAACCAUUAGGUCCUGGAAUUGAAGAGUUGAAAGUGUAAGUUUCGCAGCUUCACAUAUCAAGUCGUCUGGAUGGACCAUAGUGAUGGAAGUACAAAUUUGGAGGUGAAUAAAAUAAAUAAACAAAUGAUUAUUCAAAAGCUUUUUUUUUUUUUUCUUUUUUGGGUGAAAAAAAGAAACUUACAAAACUAAGUUACAUGGUUGGAAAAUGGAAUAUAAAAGUUCCUCUUUAUCAGCUUUGAUGAGUGCUGAGACUGCUACUAGGGGGUUUCAAUUAGUUGAAGGUCUUCCUUUUCUUCAAAAGCCAAUUUAGCUAUAAAAUUGGCACUUAGAUGGCACUUGAAGGCUUUUAAUAAUACUGUGAAACACUGGAGCACAAUCAUGAUGACAUCCAACUCUUAAGUUGAAAA
Gossypium arboreum is the source of this 1836-nucleotide messenger RNA. Its product is annotated as 3-hydroxyisobutyryl-CoA hydrolase-like protein 3, mitochondrial. Gene Ontology annotation, molecular function: 3-hydroxyisobutyryl-CoA hydrolase activity. Gene Ontology annotation, biological process: L-valine catabolic process. Lineage: Eukaryota; Viridiplantae; Streptophyta; Magnoliopsida; Malvales; Malvaceae. The record is from RefSeq and is a predicted model, not a curated record. Gene Ontology annotation, cellular component: cytosol. The coding region runs from base 109 to 1467 and encodes 452 amino acids. The transcript has 10 exons.